Messenger RNA from Miniopterus natalensis, 2221 nucleotides. Lineage: Eukaryota; Metazoa; Chordata; Mammalia; Chiroptera; Miniopteridae. The record is from RefSeq and is a predicted model, not a curated record.
AUGAUGAAGGCCAGGAUGACACACACUAGACCAUCACUUGACCCGUAUCAAGGUGCUUAUCAGAAUGGGCUGUGCUGGCUGCAUGUAGAGAACUUGCUGUGCAACAAGAGUCCCCCGUCUCCUCAGGAAUCCUAUGAGGAUGGCUGUGAGGAUUAUCCAACUCUAUCAGAAUAUGUUCAGGAUUUCUUGAAUCAUCUCACAGAGCAGCCUGGCAGUUUUGAAACUGAAAUUGAACAGUUUGCGGAGACCCUGAACGGCUGGGUUACCACAGACGAUGCUUUGCAAGAACUCGUGGAACUAAUCUAUCAACAGGCCACGUCCAUUCCAAAUUUCUCCUACAUGGGAGCUCGCCUGUGUAAUUACCUGUCCCAUCACCUGACAAUUAGCUCACAGAGUGGCAACUUCCGCCAAUUGCUACUUCAAAGAUGUCGGACUGAGUAUGAACUUAGAGAUCAAGCUGCGAAGGGGGAUGAAGCUACUCGAAAACGGUUCCAUGCGUUUGUGCUCUUCCUGGGAGAGCUUUAUCUUAACCUGGAGAUCAAAGGAACAAAUGGACAGGUUACAAGAGCAGAUAUUCUUCAGGCUGGCCUUCGGGAGCUGCUGAAUGCCCUCUUUUCUAACCCUAUGGAUGAUAACCUCAUUUGUGCGGUAAAGUUACUGAAGUUGACAGGCUCGGUGCUGGAAGACGCCUGGAAGGAAAAGGAGAAGGCGGACAUGGACGAGGUGGUCCAGAGGGUCGAGAACGUCGUCCUGGACGCGCACUGCAGCAGAGACGUGAAACAGAUGCUCCUGAAGCUUGUGGAGCUCCGUUCCAGUAACUGGGGUCGAGUGCAUGUAACCUCAACCUACAGAGAAGCAACACCUGAAAACGAUCCUAACUAUUUUAUGAAUGAACCAACAUUUUAUACAUCUGAUGGUGUUCCUUUCACUGCAGCUGAUCCAGAUUACCAGGAGAAAUAUCAAGAGUUACUUGAAAGAGAAGACUUUUUCCCAGAUUAUGAAGAAAAUGGAACAGAUUUAUCAGGGGCUGGUGACCCAUACUUGGAUGAUAUUGAUGAUGAGAUGGACCCAGAGAUAGAAGAAGCCUAUGAAAAGUUUUGUUUGGAAUCAGAGCGUAAGCGAAAACAGUGAAGUUAAAUUUCAGCGUAUCAGUUUUAUAAAGCAGUUUAGGUUAUGGUGAUUAGCAGAACACAGGAAAGCAAGAAAAUGUGUCACACUUAUACCAAAUUAAGGAUGUUGAGUUAUGUUACUAAUGUAUGCAACUUUAAUUUUGUUUAACACUCUCUGCCAAAAUAAACUUUAUUCCCUAUAACUUAAAAUGUGUAUAUAUAUAAAAUAGUUUAUUAUGUACAGUUAAUUCCACUGUUUUGGCUGCAAUAAAAUCGAUUUUGAAAUAAAUGAAAUGUUGAAAGUAAAUUUUGCUAGCUGGUUAGAAGCUUAUUCUUUAAAUUCAGCUUUUCUUGAGGGAAAAAGUCUUAGUCUGGAAAUACAUAUAACUGCAAAAAUGUAGCAUCCUUUAUUUAGAUAUGAGUAUAUGACUUUCAUUUAGUUUUACAUUUAAUGUCUCAUUGAACUGGAUUUCAAAUAUGAGUCACAAUCAUAAAAACCUCUGGCACUAAAGUCUCAGAAUGUAUUAUUAACUGACUUACAUAUCCGGGUGUUAUUUGAUACCAAGGGCUUUUAAACUGUCAUUUAAAAUAAAGAGUUAGAACUUCCCACUAAACAACCAAGAUUCUUCACUGAGGAUAUAUUGCAAUUCCGAAUUGUUCAAUUUUUUCACCUAAUGUCAUUACCCAAAAGCCUAUGACAUUAUCCUGCUUUAUUUAUACGGCUUUCUCAUUUUUAUUUGGUAGCAUGAGUUGCAUUGACUUUUUUACUAGAGAAUUUUGCUAGAUCUUUGUCACUCGAGUUUUCAUCGGCUUUAUAAUUGAUACACCUUGAGGAUCACUUUUCUAAUACUUUUACUAUAAUGUGGUACUGCCUCAGUCCUAUUUUUACCUAAUGUCAAAAAUCUUUUCCAACUAACUAAAAGUAAAGCUUAUGUACAAAAAGAUUGCCUGUAAAUAUGCAUGUAAAUAGUUCUGUUAAUAACCCACUGUUUUACAUUUGGUACACCUGUGUCUGCUUCUGCAGUUAGCUUUCCCACCUCUCUGCUUGUUUGUUCAGUCUGGAUUAAAAUUAGACUUUGAAAAUAAAUUGAAAUAGUUUUGUUUUCUCUUAA